Prunus armeniaca (apricot) is the source of this 1173-nucleotide messenger RNA. Lineage: Eukaryota; Viridiplantae; Streptophyta; Magnoliopsida; Rosales; Rosaceae. The record is from the annotation of a GenBank genome assembly.
AUGAAGCAGGCAACAGGUCAUGCCAAGGUGGAGUACUUCAAUUCCAAGCAUGGCCCAGCCACCUCGGCACAUAACGCUUUUGCUAAUCCUCCACCUACUUCAGUAUCCAGCCCAGCCCCACCUCAACAUUCUACUCCCACCCCAAGUACCCAGGGUACCCCACACCCAAAAAGGAAGGAUAGAUAUCAGCAUACCUUCAGCAAUAGCAAGCGUGGCAGACAUGACAACCACCACCAGUCUAGUGGAAGCAACCUUCCCAGGAUAAGUGAUCGAGCGCCACUCCCCUUCACACCCAAGCCUAGGUUCGAGGUCUUCACUACACUCAACACCACGUACGAGAAUGUCCUGGUGCACGAGGCACCUAUCAUACCCAAGCCUCAUCCUCGGAAACCAAGCAGUAAACCUAUGCCCAAUACGGGUGUCUUCUGUCACUUUCAUCAGUUCGGUGACCACGAUACCAAAUCUUGCGUUGCUUUGCGCAACAUCAUUGAAGGCCUCAUCUGUGAGGGCAAGCUGGACAAAUAUGUGCAUCAUCUCCCACCCCUUCCACCUAACCCUUACCAACGGCAAAUCAACAUGAUAUCAACCAUCAGUAGUGGCCCUAUCAUGGUUGGAGCCUCCAACAACUCCAUCAAACAUUAUGUCCGCUCCACCUAUGAGCACCAAGUCUUCAGCACUGAGCAGGGACGCCUGCCGAAGACACAAAAAUCAGGCGGGGCUCCAAUUACCUUUUGUGAGGAAGAAGAGUGUGGUGUCAUUCUCCCCCAUGAUGACCCAAUCAUUAUUUACGCCGACAUUUCUAACUUCGAUGUUGGAUAUAUCUUGGUGGACACUGGCAACUCGGUCAUUGUGAUGUUUGCUGAUGCUUUCAACGAGCUCCAGAUCCCAUCUCACUUGCUUGACCGAAGCAUCACACCCCUAGUGAGCUUCUCCGGUGAUGUUGUCCAGCUCAUUGGAAGCAUCCAUCUCCCUAUCUCUAUUGGAGCAACACCCCAGCGGGCGACAGUCACCACUCCCUUCCUCAUUAUUGACAGCCCAACAGCCUACAACGUCAUACUUGGUGCCCGAAGCUGCUAUGCUUUAGCAGUCAAAUCCACCAAUCCCCAGCCUAGGGGUGAGGCCCUCGCAAUAACUAGUAACUCAGGCCCCAGCCCCUCCUCAAGCUGGCACUGA